CGCGGAAUAUGCUUACCUACACAAAAGUCACGAGAUUACACAACCUCCGACGGCCAACGCGUUUCAGAAAGAAGAUGGUUUUUGCAACUGGGACGGAAAAUAAAAAGGGAGGACCUUGCGUUGCAAUCGCCCGGGAUCUGUUUGCGAUUGUAGUUGGCGGACGAGUUUAACGAGAGACAGCAAAAUGUCAGGAAGACAGCGAGACAUGGAUAUCGAGGCCUACCCAAUGGGCUCUCCCAAAGUUGAAAAGAAGGGCGUGAACAAGUUUGCAGACCAAGUGGGAAGCGGUGCCAUGAAGGGCGUCAAAGCUGUCGGCGGUGUCCUGGACAACUUUAAAGAGUUCUUGAACCGGGGUAACGUGGUUGACCUCGCGGUCGGUAUCGUUAUGGGAGCGGCUUUCACAGCGAUCGUUACCUCGCUUGUGCAAGACAUUUUCACGCCCUUCAUUUCGUUGGCAACGUCGGCCAACUUGGCCAACAACUUUUUGAUCCUGCGUUGUCCCAAAGCUGUUAACGCAAGCCAGCCUUUCUUUCCGGACUAUCCUCCCCGCUCCUUUUGUCAGGACUUUUGGAAGACGACCGCUGAAGCUCAAAAAGCGGGCGCAGUAACAUGGAACUGGGGUAACUUUGUUCAGAGCGUAAUCAACUUUUUGAUCAUCUCGGUCAUCAUUUUCUUCAUUGUUAAAAUCUAUGCUGCUGCGUUCCGUCGCAAGAAGCCCGAUGUCAAGACCAAGGAGUGCCCAUUCUGCUGCAAAGACGUUCCCAUCAAAGCUACACGUUGCCCCAUGUGUACAUCGGACCUUGAUCCUCCUUCGGAAACUUCUCAACCUGAACCCGCUCUUCUCAUCGUCGACAAAAACGGCGCAAAGAAAUGGCGGUGAUUUACGCCGAUCUGUAUAAAUCUAGAUUGCUUUUUGGCUGUGUAUUUUCUUUUUGGGACGUUUGUUUUUUUGUAUUUAGCUAAAGUUUCUUUGGUUAGAUAAUUUCUAGUUACAUGUUUUAGAAAGUGGAAUGUAAAAAUGAAUGAUAUUUUACAUGUAGAUUUACAAUAACAAACGCAAGUAUCUAUCCUUAUA
Molecule: messenger RNA, 1075 nt
Organism: Spizellomyces punctatus DAOM BR117
Lineage: Eukaryota; Fungi; Chytridiomycota; Chytridiomycetes; Spizellomycetales; Spizellomycetaceae
Product: large conductance mechanosensitive channel protein
Exons: 4
Coding region: 185-880 (231 amino acids)
Biological process (GO): monoatomic ion transmembrane transport; intracellular water homeostasis
Cellular component (GO): membrane
Molecular function (GO): mechanosensitive monoatomic ion channel activity
Source: RefSeq, a predicted model, not a curated record